This is a messenger RNA of Helicoverpa armigera (cotton bollworm), 2823 nucleotides long. RefSeq lists its product as uncharacterized. The transcript is spliced from 17 exons. NCBI's taxonomy places the organism in Eukaryota, Metazoa, Arthropoda, Insecta, Lepidoptera, Noctuidae. Gene Ontology annotation, molecular function: calcium ion binding; protein serine/threonine phosphatase activity. The record is from RefSeq and is a predicted model, not a curated record. Gene Ontology annotation, cellular component: cytoplasm; nucleus. The coding region runs from base 128 to 2680 and encodes 850 amino acids.
UCUGUCACAUUUAAUACAACGAUAUGAUUCCGUUAAUUUAGAAUUUUUGUUUACCUAUCUUUAAUUAUGUAGUUUCUAUUUAAUUAAAUCGUUUAUUUAUUGUUAAAUUAAUUUUGUGCAGUUAAAAAUGUUUAAGCAUUAUAAAGAUUUGUCUGACGUGGUGUCCCUUUUGGUGUACUGUCCCUCUGAGCGAUGUUACUUGUUUACUAAAGAGUCGAGUGGUGAAACAUGGUUACCUUCGAGUAAAUGCGAAAAAAACUGCUGGAAAAUGACCGCUCAUAAAAUUAAUUUUGAUCUGUUUGGCGUUGACGCCGGCACGACCUGCCAUCCGCUCCGAGUGUACAAGAUCUGGCUACCGAACCACGUGCUGCACUGUGUGUACCAUGCCGUAUACAAGGUGGCCGUCAAAUCGGACGUCAAGAAGAGGUUGAAGUACAAAGCUGGCAUGCGGAACCGACUACAGUGGCUGAAUGCGACGGAGCUGGAGCGGCAGCGAGCUCACUCCAAUCUCCGCAGUCCCGAAAUAGUAUUGUUCGCGCUCAUGGCCACAGGCGAGCUCAAAGAUCCUGAUAAGGAUCCGGAGAUUGAGUCCGGUGCGUUGAUCGAGAUUUGCGAAGAGAAUGUGGUUAUCACGACCGACGCGGCUGGAGGAGCCGUCGCCAUGAUGACACCCAACAUGCAACUGUUGCAAGCUGCCGGUUACAAUCGAGACGAUCAAAUCAGAAUGUAUCGCGAGUUCGUGCUGAUGGUGUUUCCCGCGGUUUACAUGAGCGUCAGUAUCUUCUCUCAGUUUAUGGUUGACCUCGGCUGGCAGAGGGCACAAUGCCAAAACCUCUUCAGAGCGGCAGACAUAACAGGUCGAGGAGGUUUAUCCUUUCUGGAGUUGAUGCUUUGGUCGGCUGCGCUGGAACCUGCCACUCAGCACAGCGGCGUGUCAGCUGAAAUACGAUGCAGAUAUAUCUUUAGGUACUUCGAUAACAAUCGGGAUAUGAAGUUGGAAUAUGUGGAGUUCAAGGAGCUAGUGGCAGCGGCCCGUGCUGCACGACAACUGCCCAUUGACGCUCUCAGUGUCGCUAAAGACGCUGACGUUUGCCUAAGGCAAUUAGGUAUGCAGCCAAACUCACAGCUGCCCCUAGCAGAAUUCCUCCGAGGAGUUGGCGAGCUGCGGUUGAGAGGCACCAGUUCCCUACUGCGGUCGCCAAGAAGUAUCUCGGCUUACGUCGUGGAUCUGCAUAUUUCACGAUUUUCAGAGAACGGGACAAACACACUCCAGCUACAACGUCAGCUGCAGCAAAAAUUUCUGCCGGAACUGGGUCGUCGACGGUGUGUCCGCGCUCGGGGUCGGAGGCGCGGGCGUCGGGCGGCGCGGGCGCGGGCGCGGGGGUGCGGCGCCCGCGCGACUACAGCGUCGCCGUCUACAGCGUGCGCAUGCGCCGCCGCCCGCCCAACGAGCUGCUUGAGCUCAGCAACUUCGAUGGCAUGUUCUUUUCAUUAUACACAAUCAUACAUGACACAUUUCCUGAAAAUAUCACAGCCGUUUAACAAUCCAAAUGUAGGCGCCUUUUGUUCAAAAUACACAGAGGACGCAGUCAGCCCGUCGACCGCGAAUCUCUUGAUGAACGCCGUGCAGUCGUUCGAUCUGCUCGGACCGAGUUGUAUGCCCGUAGAGGCGCUGGCUGCCGUGCACUACUUCGCCAGUACCAUUGAGAGACCGCACCAACGCCGGCCAUCGGGCGGCAGUUCCCUGAACAUGGUGAAGCAAGCAUGGGCGUGGAAUUCUCCCGCCGAGGAGGUGGCCCUGGGUUCGCUGCUGCUGCGGCUGGCAGAGGCCGUCAAGCCCAUCUGCGCUAGUGAGCCGCGGCUGCUGCGUCUCACCUCACCUGUAUACGCCGUGGGCGACCUGCACGGCAACCUGGGCGCGCUGCUGACGAUGGAGAGCGCGCUGUGGCCGGCGGGGUCGGCGCUGUCGGCGGCGCGGCUGCUGUUCCUGGGCGACUACGUGGACCGCGGCGCGCACGGCACGGAGCUCAUGGCCUACCUGCUGGCCGCCAAGCUGCAGCGCCCCGACGCCGUGCUCAUGGUGCGCGGCAACCACGAGACCAGGGACAUACAGAAGAUGUUCACUUUCUAUAACGAAUGCCUGAUAAAAUACGGAGAUCUCGAAGGCAAUAAAAUAUGGAAUGCAAUAAACAAUGUGUUCGACGUGCUCCCCUUGGCUGCCGUUAUUGAUGACAAAGUGUUCUGCUGUCACGGCGGCAUCCCGCCUCCGUGGGUGUGUCCGCUGAUAUCUGCCAUAGACAAGGUGCCGGUGCCUCUGACGCGGCCCGCCGAGCAGAGCUCCAUAGCCUGGGAACUGCUGUGGAAUGAUCCCAUCAAGCCGAACAAAAUGACGACGACCCUACAACUAGAACUGGCCUCCAACGAGGGCUUCGCUGCGAACACGAAGCGCGGCACGGGCCACGUGUUCGACCAGACAGCGCUCGACCGCUUCCUGCUCGCCAACCAGCUGUCACACGUGGUGCGGGCGCAUGAACUGCACCAGAAUGGAUUCAUGUGCCAACUCCGCGGGCGGCUGAUAUCGGUGUUCUCGUCGUACCACUACUGCGGCGGCACCAACGACUCGGGCGUGGCGCUGCUGGAGGGAGGCAAGCUGCGCCUCAUGCGCGUCAACACCGACUGAUGUCACCACCCGCCCCUGGGUCCCAUCGACCUCAUCAACUCAAUACGUGAAGAAUUUUGCCACUCAAAAUUCAUAAAUACAGAAUCCGUUUUAUACGUGGUAUGUAUUUUUUUUGUUGUACAUGAAUGAAAACACAAAAUGAU